AAACUCUCAGUGAUAUUCAUGAGCGUCUCUCCCCCGCUGCAGACCCGGCAGGUCCAGGCUUUGUCCCGCAGUACCAUGUCUUGUGAAGCAUCCGGGGACGCUGUGGCGCAGCCUGAGGACUCUGAGGGCAAAGUGGUGAGGAGAGACGGCGUGUUUCGCUCUGUUGGGCGCGGCCUCCUCUGGCCUUUCCGCAUCGUUGGAAGGGUCUUCCGCGGAAUUGUGUGGGCGCUUCAACUGAAAAGCCUCUCCUGCUCCGUGGCUUCCAGCCCGGCACGUCACAGCCUCACUGGCCAUAAGCGCCUCUCCCGUUUCACCCGCCUGCUGCUGCGCAUCAUGCCCUGCUGGGCGCAGGCCGCCCUGGGCUACCCGGUGUCCCGCAGUAUUGGGCGCUCAUUGUCCCCAGAAGUCGGUGUUUCUCCUACUAAACCAUUUGGAAAAGGGAGCAAGAGAAAAAUAGAUGAGCUUGACGACGACGAUGAUGAGUCAUCCUGGGUUAUUGCGCUUUCUAAGGAACUUCCAGAUGAUGAUGACUACUCAAAUGAUCCCGACUACGAGAACACCACAGAAGAGACGGACAGUGAGGAAUUUGCCUCAGACAAUACAGAAAGUACUUUUGAUAUUUCAGGGAGUAGUGUCGUUAUUGAGGAUGUUGACGUGCCUUCUGAGGGGUCUACAGCUGUUUAAUUUUUUUCAUAUGCUGUGAUUUUUGUAUGUUUAUAUAUAUUUGGUAAUUCAAUAAAACUUUAUUUUGCUCUAACAUUGUGGACUCUUUACCACUAGAUGGCAGUAUUGUGUUUUCAAAGAUGCUAUUACAAAUGUGAUGUGUUCUUACAAGAGUAAGAUUUUAUUUUUUGUUCCCCCUCAUCUGAAACUGUGAUGUGCCUCAACUAGAUCAAGUUUUGCUAAAGUGAAACUGUUCAAAGUUUAGCAACACAGCUUGCAAAAACUGUGUAAACUGCCCAUAAUUUAUCUGUAGAGCAAGGUUCCAAUCAUGUGGUCCUUUUUGUCUUGCGUCCAACCUUUUCUGCUGCCUGCAGAGUAAAACCUCCUGUUCAACAGGAGGUGCAGCCUGCUGUAUUUAUGGGAGGAGGAAUGUCACUGAAAAGCCUCUUAAAGCUGUUAAACCCAAGCAACCUGGUUAUCAGCACUUGCACUA
Poecilia reticulata (guppy) is the source of this 1156-nucleotide messenger RNA. RefSeq names its product oogenesis-related gene (gene org). The record is from RefSeq and is a predicted model, not a curated record. Lineage: Eukaryota; Metazoa; Chordata; Actinopteri; Cyprinodontiformes; Poeciliidae.